GUUAACUGUGAGUCUGCUUUUGAAGAGGCCUGGUGGGGGAAUAUGGAACAAGAUACACGGACUGAAAAGCUUGAAUUUACAUGGGGAAAGAAGAAAGGAAAGGGAGGGAAAAAUAAGGACGUUCAUUAUGAAUCUUUUACUUUUGAUGGUGAAGAGUACACGCUGUAUGAUUGCGUUUAUCUUUACAAGGAAGAUGAACCUGAGCCUGAGAUUGGAAAGCUAAUAAAAAUAUGGGAAACUGGUGAGAAGACAAGGAAAGUUAAAGUUCUAUGGUUUUUUCGUCCUUGUGAGAUUUCAAAUUUUCUUGGAUGUGAAGAGGUACUUGAGAAUGAGUUGUUCUUGGCAUCCGGUGAUGGUGUGGGCCUUGCGAAUCUUAAUCCAUUGGAAGCCAUUGCUGGAAAAUGCAAUGUUCUUUGCAUUUCAAAAGACAAGGAAAAUCCUCAACCAUCAGAUGAAGAGCUUCAAAUGGCCGAAUUUGUGUUUCGUCGAACCUUUGAUGUUGGGCUGCAAAAAAUCACUGACAAGAUAGAGGGAGCAAUUGCUGGGAUUGAUGUUAAAUUCAUGUUUAACAGAAGGGAUAUUCAGAAGCCUGGUGGCGUUCUGAAAGUUGAUUUAGGAAAAAAUGAAGUUUGUGGGAAUUCCAUAGCAAGUAAUGAAACAGUGGUUCUAUCAAACAAAAAUUCAUUUAAAGAAAAUAUCACUUUAGAGACAAAUGGAAAUAUUGUUGAUUCGUCAACACUAGAAAAGGGUGAUUUGGUUAAGCAUAAACCAUCACUUGUAGAAAAACCUGCUUAUGGUGUAGGUUUAAAUUCAAAUGAAAAGGAUAAAAUGAAUGAAAAACAGGAACAUGUGUCAAAUCCCAAGGUCUUGUUGAGUUCUGAAGUUAAAAGUGAUGAAGGUGAGGUUAAGUGUGGUAAAGUUCAUGCACAACAAGUUGAAGUGGAAGAAAAAGUGAUGUUCACUAAGGAUAACGUUGAUUCGGAUAAUAGGCCAACCAAGAAGGCGAAGCUUGAUAAUGGUAAAGGUAGUGAGCAAAUACUUGCGAAGGUAGAAAGAAAGAAAAAAUGUACCAAUGUUUGUGAUUCGAAGGCGAAGAAUGACACUUCAAUUGAAGUGGUCAAUGACAAAAAGAAUAGUAGUGACCUGAGUUGUAUGAAUGUUACAAAGGUUGUAUCCCCAAAUGUUCCUGUUGAAGUGGAUCAUGGACAAUCUAAAAAGCCGAAGCUUGAAUCUUCGAUUGAAGUGCCCAAUGACAAAAGCAAAAGUAGUGACCUAAAGCAUGUGAAUGCUACAAAAGUUUUAUCAUCGUCUACCUCUGCUCUUGAUGAUAAAUCCAAACUUAAGCGUGCAAAGGAUUCUCUUGGAACAAACAAUGCCCUUCUCAAGAAGAUGAAGCUUGAUGACAAGGCAAUGACCAUUUCCGAAGGCAACAAUGGUAAGUUGCCUAAAGCAUCUCAACGUAAAGUCAAACAUGUAGAGGAUUCUCGUGGAGCAAAUGAAGAGUCUUGCAAGAAGAUAAAGCUCGAUGAGAAAGCCAUGGCACCUUGUGAUGGCAAGUUGCCUAAAGUACCUCCUACACAAUCUCAAAGUAUGGCCGAAAAGGUUGAUGGCCAAGAAGUUACUCGACGUCCCGAUGUUGACAGAAGAACAUGGUUCAAGGGAUUUCCUUGGGAGGAUAGAAUUCAGGCUGCACAUGAGCAAGGCACCCUUGUUCUGCUCCAGAAUUUGGAUCCAGCAUACACUUCAGCACAAGUGGAGGACAUACUAUGGCAUGGUUUUAAGGAGAGCUGCACGGCUAAGAUGAUUCAGCGGACCGCCAAUUCUAGUCCUCACUAUGGACAAGCUCUUGUUAUUCUCAAAACUAGGGAAGCAGCACAAAAGGUUGUUAGAGAAUUGGAUAAGAGAUGUUUAUUGUUGUCAAAUGGAAGGCCUCUUGUUGGCAGCUUUGGAACUCCUUGUUCCUCAGAAAAGAAGGCACCCUUUUUUGGUCAUCUUACUAUUGAGAAACUACGGCACCAAAAUGCACGGGAAAUGAAAGAAGCCAUAUCUACUUCACAUUGUUCCCAGCCCAACACUAUUGAAUACGAUAUGGCCAUGGAGUGGUGUUUACAACAAGAAAGAUCAGAUCUUUUGUGGAGGAACUUAUAUAAGCAACAAGGAAAGGAGUUGAGAAAACUCAAAGCGGAACUUAAACUCAAACCUGCACAUAAGAAGAAAUAAGCAAUGUGGCUGGGUGAACUUGCUCCCAUUGAAAGGUGAUGAAAGAACUGAUAUGGUUGGGCUGUAAUUCAAGGAUCGGGCAGUAUCAUGGUUGCGCAGGUGCAAGUCUUUUGUUCAGGACCGGUUUCCGGCUGUUGUGAAUCUCAUGUGAAGUUUUUGGCGGUAGGAAAUAACUGGACGGUCUGCUUCAUAUGAGCAUCAUCACCGAAGAAAAGUGUAAAUUCCUUUGUAUCAUCUUCAGAUAGUGAAUGCCGUUGUUUGUACGGUUAAUGUUUAGGUUGAACAAGUGCUUUAUCCCAGUCGAAAAAUUAACAGCCCUAAGUUCUUGUCUACUCUUUCUUAAACUCGAUUUACCAAUGAGAAGUUUCUCUUGGUGGGGUAACUGGUAGAAUUCACUCUUUCUAUGGGAGAAGUAAGGGGAUGGCAAGUGUCUGUUCUAAAUUAAUCACGUUUUGUCAUGUGAGAAAGUUGGAACAAAUGAUGACUGAGGUCGAGGGAUAGGUUUGAUGCA
This is a messenger RNA of Malus domestica (apple), 2731 nucleotides long. RefSeq names its product protein ANTI-SILENCING 1. The record is from RefSeq and is a predicted model, not a curated record. Gene Ontology annotation, molecular function: RNA binding; chromatin binding. NCBI's taxonomy places the organism in Eukaryota, Viridiplantae, Streptophyta, Magnoliopsida, Rosales, Rosaceae.